Molecule: messenger RNA, 1551 nt
Organism: Penicillium maclennaniae
Lineage: Eukaryota; Fungi; Ascomycota; Eurotiomycetes; Eurotiales; Aspergillaceae
Product: MFS transporter
Exons: 1
Coding region: 1-1551 (516 amino acids)
Biological process (GO): transmembrane transport
Molecular function (GO): transmembrane transporter activity
Source: RefSeq, a predicted model, not a curated record
AUGGUCGCCAUCACGCCGGGUGCGAACAGACACCACAUGGGCCGGGAAAGUGCCAGCUCCCGUCAUGAGGAAAUCGAUCCCGUUGAUGAGACUACAGCUCUCCUGGGGUCUGGUACCGUGACAAAUGGCGAUGUACGCAAGUCCGAUCAACUAAGUGGAUCGCCAGAGUCGGAUGGUUACAUUUCCGACAAUGAAGAGGAGGAGAAGCCCCUGCCGAAGACCCAAGUCCUGCUACUGUGCUACGCUCGGCUGGUUGAGCCUUUGGCCUUCUUCUCCAUCUUUCCUUAUGUCAAUCAGAUGAUACAGGACAAUGGAGGCAUUGCAGAUUCCGAUGUUGGGUUCUACAGUGGACUCAUUGAAUCGCUCUUUUCCUUGACCCAAGCUAUUGUCAUGAUCUUUUGGGGUCGAAUGGCCGAUCGUCUCGGGCGCAAACCGGUCUUGGUCUUCUCAUUGAUCGGAGUAACUUUGGCCACGGGACUCUUUGGUAUGGCGAAGUCCAUUCCACAGAUGAUCAUGUUGAGGUGCCUUGCUGGCGUUUUCGCCGGAUCGAUCGUUACUAUUCGCACUAUGGUGGCUGAACACAGCACGACCAAGACUCAGGCGAGAGCUUUCAGCUGGUUCGCGUUCAGUGGGAACCUUGGUAUCUUCCUGGGGCCUUUGUUGGGCGGUUCUCUUGCCGAUCCGGUGACCCAGUACCCGGGUGUGUUUGGUGGUCGCUUCUUCGAGGACUACCCAUAUGCGCUCUCGAGUCUAGUGGUGGCGAUGGUGGGAGCUACCGCUGCACUUUCUACCGCUUUUUUCGUGCAGGAGACUUUGAAAAAGGAUUCGGCUACGGAUUCUGACGGGGAGGAGACGACAUCAAACGUGCCCACUCGAACGGGCGACCUCUCAACUUGGGAGCUUUCAAGUUCGCCAGGUGUGGCAGUAGUCCUCUACAUAUACGGGCACAUCAUGAUGCUCGCUUUCGCAUACACAGCCAUUGUCCCGGUCUGGUGGUUCACCCCCGUGCGCCUCGGAGGAUGCGGUUUCACGCCCCUGCAAAUCUCGCUGAUGAUGGGUCUCAACGGGGCCGCCCAAGCCAUGUGGCUCCUAUUCAUCUUCCCCAUCUUGCAGCGAAAGAUUGGAACUAAAGGGGUGAUCCGCGUCUGUGCUCUUGCCUAUCCGAUAUUCUUCCUAUGCUGUCCUCUUUCAAGCGCUCUUCUUCGGAUGGACACGGAUGUGUCCGUCAAGGCGUUCUGGGUGUUUGCUCCGACCACCUUGGCCAUUGGUUGUGGAGUGAGUAUGAGUUUCACCGCAAUUCAGCUAGCUAUCAAUGACAUCUCGCCCUCGCCAAGAGUCCUUGGCACAUUGAACGCCCUAGCCCUGACUGGUGUCAGUGGCCUGAGGGCUUUCUGUCCGGCACUCUUCACGACCCUCUUUGCUAUCGGGGCGAGGACACAGUUGUUGGGUGGCUAUGCUAUCUGGGUGCUGCUGGUCGCACUUGCUUCCGGAUUGUCUGUCACAGCGAGAUAUCUGCCAGAGCCCAAGAGACGCGCAAGCGCCGUGGUGUGA